CAAUGGCUCUUCGAGCCUACCACCGGGGGCUUAAAGCCUUCCCUCAAUCACAGAUUUCAGAAAAUAAAAACUCAGAAAAAGGUCAACUUAUCCAAUACUUUGGUGGUGAUUAUUUAACAGGAAUUUCAAGUCAUGAUAUAUUCGCAGAAAAUGAUAAAAGCUUAUCUACGAUUCUCAAUAAUACUUUGGCUAAAUGA
Molecule: messenger RNA, 197 nt
Organism: Dentiscutata heterogama
Lineage: Eukaryota; Fungi; Glomeromycota; Glomeromycetes; Diversisporales; Gigasporaceae
Source: the annotation of a GenBank genome assembly